Molecule: messenger RNA, 1204 nt
Organism: Epinephelus moara (kelp grouper)
Lineage: Eukaryota; Metazoa; Chordata; Actinopteri; Perciformes; Serranidae
Gene: rps19bp1
Product: ribosomal protein S19 binding protein 1
Exons: 4
Coding region: 126-608 (160 amino acids)
Cellular component (GO): nucleolus
Molecular function (GO): enzyme binding
Source: RefSeq, a predicted model, not a curated record
CCGGUUGCUUUCAAGUGGUGCACAAGAGUCGCUCACCGGAUGUUGAUAGACUCACACGUUGCCGGUGAAUUCUUAUCCAUGUAGCUUGUAGUAAUUUCAAUAAAACCUCAUAUUAUUAAAUCAGGAUGUCGGCGUCGUUGAUCAGGAGAGGACUGGAGCUGCUCAGCGAUGAUAUUAAAGAUGCCAGUAAAGUGAAGAAGAAGAAGCAGCAGCAGCAGACACCCAGCUCGGCCACAGUGAUGGAGCUGGUGGACACAAAACGACAGGGUGUCACCAAGCAGGUCAAACGGCUGCAGGGUCGCCUGGGUCCUGGCAAGAGCAAAGCUACAGUCAAAGACAAGAGAAUCAAGUCUGCAGUGGAGGAGUUCAGGAAGAAGCAGAGGAAGAGUCAGAUGGGCGCUAAUCUCAAGUACUUUAUGGAAACUGGCUACAAAGCAGCAGAUUCUGACACUUUGAAGAUCCUAAACCACAAUACAGGGAGACAGUCCAGGAAUCGCCCAGAGACACCUGCCAAGAAGGCCAAGGAGCCGCAGUCUUUGUUCACUGAGGACGAGUUCCAGCAGUUCCAGAAGGAAUAUUUUGGCAGGACUGUGGAGGAGAAGAAAUAAAGUGUACCGAAACACAAAGACACUGUUGCCACGGUGGAAACACCAGGGCUGCGUUUUGUGGAUCCAAGUGGAUUCCCGGACCAGAUUACAGUUCACAGGUGUCAACAGUGGAACAAAAGAUCUUUGAGGAGAAAUGUUUUGAAUUUGUGCUGGUGUUAUUACUGCACACACAUAGAGUCACAUACAGGGUCAUAUGAUUGUUUCACUCCAAUAUGUGAUUCUGAAAAUGUGUCAUGAUGAUAUUGUGGCGCUGACUACUGCUGCUUUCACAAAAUAAUUACACAAUGAGAGUUCUGAUAAAUGAUCAUCAGUAAUGUGGAUAUAAUGACUAAGUGGGCAAACAGUCUGGUGAGCUCAGUAAAUUACAUCACUUUACUGUAAUGUGGCCUUUAAAACCAGGAAAAGACAACACUUGUGAUAAAAAAGAAAUCUAAGACAAUAUGUAGUGACACAUCACCAUAUGGAUAUAAUGUUGAUUUAUUGCCCAGCCCUAGCAUUACCUCAUAUUAUUGAAAAUGUAACCUACAUUAGAUUUGACAGGAAAAGAUUCAGACACAAUAAAAUGUUUUUUUUGUUUACAACUUCUGCAUAAUUAU